Arachis ipaensis is the source of this 654-nucleotide messenger RNA. NCBI's taxonomy places the organism in Eukaryota, Viridiplantae, Streptophyta, Magnoliopsida, Fabales, Fabaceae. The record is from RefSeq and is a predicted model, not a curated record.
AAAGAAAAUGUGCAAGUUUCAUUGAACCUUGAAAAGGUAUCGAGAUGGGGGGAGGGGCGACGGGGGGCACCCGAUAUCUUCUACAAGGAAGCUCAGCGCCUUGGCUAUGUUGCUCGCUCUGCCUUCAAGCUGGUACAGAUACAGAAGCAGCACAAGCUCAUCAAGGCUGGCUCAUCCGUACUGGACCUCGGCUGUGCUCCGGGUGCUUGGCUCUCCACAGAUGCAGCUCUGUCAGUGGAGCUAGGGAUGCGAGCAUUGGAUUUGGCUGUUGGCAGAAGAGCUGCAUUUUCAGUUUAUGCUGACGGUGAUGAUAAUCAGGAAGGUGAGCAAAGCCAUGAUGAUCCAUCCACUUUGGCGGAAACUGGAGUGUUGCAAGUUGGUGGGAACCUUCUUAUAAAGCUUUUGGAGAGCGAAGAUGCAAAAGGAAAUUUGUUGCUUGCUAAGAGAAGCUUAUUUUCAAUGCAUUUGUCCUCAUAAUUUGGGUUAACUUGGUAGAACUGCUGUUUUGUGUUUUUGUUUAUUUUUUGUACCUCCCCGCAGCACUAUCUGUUCAUAGACUGGUGUAACUUUUAAAACUCUUAUUCUAGUUCACUUUCCCUCGUAACAUGCAUCAUCUAACAAGUUGGAUAUUUACUGUGGUUUCUUAUUUUGUGA